This is a messenger RNA of Caenorhabditis angaria, 340 nucleotides long. The record is from the annotation of a GenBank genome assembly. NCBI's taxonomy places the organism in Eukaryota, Metazoa, Nematoda, Chromadorea, Rhabditida, Rhabditidae.
AUGCUGAUCAAAGUGAAAACAUUGACUGGUAAAGAAAUCGAGCUGGACAUUGAGCCAAACGAUCGUGUGGAACGAAUCAAGGAAAAAGUCGAGGAGAAAGAGGGCAUUCCGCCACCACAACAAAGGUUAAUUUUCUCCGGAAAGCAGAUGAAUGACGACAAAACUGCCACAGACUAUAAGGUUAGUUCUUUCAAUUAUUUUUUCCAAAAAAAUUAUGUAUUUAAUUGAAAAAUUGUCUGCACUUUUCGAAUAAUUUGAAAAUUUUCCAAAAAAAAAAUCGAUUCAGGUUGUUGGUGGCUCGGUUCUUCACUUGGUUUUGGCGCUUCGCGGUGGCAACUAA